Molecule: messenger RNA, 10326 nt
Organism: Cheilinus undulatus (humphead wrasse)
Lineage: Eukaryota; Metazoa; Chordata; Actinopteri; Labriformes; Labridae
Gene: pid1
Product: phosphotyrosine interaction domain containing 1
Exons: 3
Coding region: 106-783 (225 amino acids)
Biological process (GO): regulation of mitochondrial membrane potential; regulation of reactive oxygen species metabolic process; negative regulation of D-glucose import across plasma membrane
Cellular component (GO): cytoplasm
Source: RefSeq, a predicted model, not a curated record
UUGAAGGAGGACGGAGGGGCCAGCCGUGAAAGCGAACAGAUGUGAACGGGACUGGGAAAAGAGAAGAAGCUGCAGCAAACACGGAGACUCUCUGAGCCUGCUAACAUGUGGCAACCCGCGACCGAGCGACUCCAGCACUUUCAGACCAUGCUGAAGACUAAGCUCAACGUGCUGACGCUUAGGAAGGAGCCGCUGCCCACAGUGAUCUUUCAUGAGCCUGAGGCCAUCGAGCUGUGCUCCACCACGCCACUAACAAAGAACAGAGCUCACGCCGGAUACAAGGUGACUUACCUGGGCAAAGUGACAAUUUCUGGAACCCAGUUCCUGUCAGGUUGCACGGAGUCGGCGGUGGUGGGCCUGGUUGAACGUCGUGCCCUCGCUCAACAGCAAGGCACCUGCCCUGGAGGCAGCUCUCUGCUGGAGAUCCGGCCAUUCCAGGUGCGUCUGCACCACCUGGACGAGCACGGCGAGGCCUCAGUAACCAUGGACACCUAUCAGGUGGCACGAAUCGCCUACUGCACAGCCGACCACAGCAUCAGACCCAACGUCUUCGCCUGGAUCUACAGGGAAAUCAAUGACGACCUGUCCUUCCAGAUGGACUGCCACGCAGUGGAGUGUGAGAGCAAGCUGGAGGCCAAGAAGCUCGCACACUCCAUGAUGGAGGCUUUCCGCAAGACUUUCCACAGUAUGCGCAGCGACGGCCGCAUCCACAAGAGUGGCUCUUCAGACGACUUUGCUGAGGACUCGUCCACCCCUGAAGACUCAACGCCAGAUGACGGUUGAUCUGAUACUGACCCCAUCCAAUCAGAUUCAGGGGUGACUGGAAGGAUGGACCCAUGACCUUCUCUCUCUCUCUCUUUCUCUCUCGCUCGUUCGAUCACUUUUCUGUUACCAAUUCAGAACAAAAUGAACUGACCCAGUGAUCCAUCAGGCCCAGGAUAAUGACGUAGCUGUUCAAUAAUCUGAAGAUAGAUGAACGAAGGAGUUCCUUAAGAUUUACAUUUACAUACAGGGAUAGCAAAGUGCUGCCACCUACUAUUAAAGGCCCCUAACAACCCACAGGGGGCCCCGCAAGCACCUAUGUAAUGCCCCAAGAGAUUGACUCAACCUUUCUAUUUCCAACCACUGUCAAACAGACUCACUGUUUGUGGUUUUUUUUUCAUCCGGGAAACAACAAACGGUCAAUCGUGUUCCUCUCAUGACUACUUGUUGCCGCCCUGUGAGGACGGGCCUGUGACCUGUUUGGGUCCUAAUGCAGAGUUUAUGAGACUGUUGGAGCACAUAAAUUCUUUAAAUGUUUAAUUUCAUCAAUCAUUGUUAAAAUGCCUUCGACCUCGGUAAAAGCGAACGAGGAUGUGAAAGAAAAGCUAAGUCUUUAAGCAUUAUCAGGUCAAAACUACGGUUCUGAGUCCAACCCUUAAAUGAUCUGCCAUCAUGGCUCGUUCUCAUGUGGACCAUGGAGCCAGAGCUUCUGUUACUGACCCCGUUUAUACCUGGCAUUAACAUCCGUUUUAGGCAUUGGUGGCAACCUGAUAUGAAAGCUCAAUUUCUUAUUUAAACAUCAGCCUUAACAUCAUUUCUGUGGCUUUGAGGGCCCCCAUGGUUUACUUAGGUACAUGCUGUGUGAAGGGGGAGCCAAUUAGCCAUGAGCUAAGAGGCUAGCAGUGUCUCUUUAACAGCUUUUCUCCCUCAUGUCAUAAACAUGCUUUUGAAGGGCACCUUGCUAUACUAUUUUGCGAAGAAUUCUGGGAUAACUGGGUACUAGAUAGGUCUGCAUGUGAAAGGCAAGGACAGAAUGUUUUAUAAACUUUGAUGAUAUCAUCUUUCUAAAGGCAUAGAAGGAUGGCAUUAUAAAAGUCAGUGGUACAGAAUGUAGAUGAAGCUUGGGAUGUUGGCAUCUUUUUCCCUCCUUUUUUGCCAAAUUGUAGGCUUUAGUUGGCAACUUUUGGAAAAGGAUAAAAUGUUUUGAUAUUAACUUUGAUGACAUCAUCUUUCUUAGGCAUAUAAAAGGCUUUUAAGGAUGACAUCAAAGGCAGUGGACGGAAUGUCAGUGAAGCUGGGGGAUGUUAGAAGCUUUUUCCCUCCUUUUUUGCCAAAUUGUGGGCUUCAUUUGCCAACUUUUGGAAAAGGAUAAAAUGUUUUAUUAUUAACUAUGAUGACAUCAUCUUUCUUAGGCAUAUAAAAAGCCUUUAAAGAUUUUUGCUGAACAGUAGGCCAUAGUUGGCCACUUCUGGAAAUGAUAGAAAGGGUUUUUUGUUUGUUUUGUUUUGUUUUUUAAAAAUCUGAUGACAUCACCUUUUUGAAGUGUAUCAAAAGAUGACAUCAAAGGCAGUGGAUGGAAUGUUGGUGAAGCUGGGAUGUUGGCUGCUUUAUUCUUUCCUUUUUGCCAAACAAUAGGCCAUAGUGGGCAACUUUUGGUUGAUAGAAAGCAAUUUUAAACUUAGAUGACAUCACCUUUUUGAAGCCUAUUAAAGGAUGACAUCUUCAAAGGAAGUGGAAGAAAUGUUGGUGAAGCUGGAGAUGUUGGUGGCUUUUCCCCCUUAAUUUUUGCCAUUUUGUAGGCUUUAGUUUGCAACUUUUAGAACUUUUUCCAAAAGUUGCCAACAUAAGACAGUUAACAUGAGCAGUAAGGUGUAGUUUACCAAAGAGCCAGUUCUAAGAACUGCGUCUUUUUUUUGUGAAUGAUAGGAGCCAGCUCCUGUUUAAGAGCCACUGUACUUUGUUUCCCUUUCGCCGUGAAAUAGUCAUAAAAAGGCCAGAAUUGUACCAAAUGAAGAGCCAGUUUGGGGCCGUAACACUGGCUCUAAUUACUAAGCUGAGACAUAUCACUGGAAUCGUUAAUUAGUCUGAGCAUAUAUACAGACGUUAAGGAGCCACAUUCUUUUAACAGGCUGGUAGUCUUCAUUUAUAAUAAAUUUUUAAAACAUAACAUAAAAACAUAACUUUAAAAUUUUUAAUUUAAUUUAAACUAAAAUCCCAUUUUACAGUUUUUUAAAUACCCAAUGUUGAAAUUCUUUGAAGAAACAAAAGAGAAGAUCAAUGAAAAGCCACCUUUUCAAUCAUUUAUUUUAUUUAAUGUACUACAUCGGUGUUAAACUUUGACUGUUGUUGGAUUAACUGGUGACACUUCAUUGUACAUUCUACUAUACUGCUUACGCCUUCAUCGUAAAAAAGGUAAGCCUUCAGAGACAUUAACACAACUAUGACAGACUGCAGAGUCUCAAAUAAUUUAGAAUAUUUAGGAUAGAAAAGAAAAUACUGGUAGCAUGGAUCAGUGUUUCCCAAAGUGGGCAUCAGGACCCCUGAAUCCCUCUGAAGAGGGACUUGCAAAAACAAAACAAAACAAAACAAAAAAAAACAGAGAAAUUCAAAAUGAUUUAAAGUGGUGUAUCUCAUCCAUGAUCUUAAAAAAUACUCUUCAAAUUAGUUCAAUUUUAAAUAAAACCGUAUUAUUAAGUGAGAAUGUGCUUUAAUGUAAGUGACGUGUACAAAAAGUCCCUAAAAUCAAAACUUAGCGACUACAGUAUGCACUGAUGUGUGUCCAUGUGUACGUAAGGGUGACUACCUGGUAACCAAAUGCCCAAAACGGAUGUCAACGCAAGGUAUAGAUGGGGUCAAGUGUCUCUGUCUCAUAGGUACUUAAAGAUUCAGACGAUGUGUAGAGUACCGUCAAAGAUUUAACGUCUGGAAAAGUUCUCACCAGGCUAAAGCCUGGACGUCUCUCCAGGUUCUCCAGAACCAGCCACGUCUGACUUCAGCUGUUUAGUAAACCAAAUUCAGGCUGGAUUGUGCCUGUGGGAUAAUGUGCCUCACUUUUCCUCUCACAUUGGUUUGGUCUCUUACCCAGGUCUCAGCGUAUGCGUGGCGUUGUGUGCGUGCCUACCUGUUUGUUAUUUGUUUCUGUGUGUAGGUGUAAAGGCUUUCUCCUGUACUUAGUGUUAAUGAAUGUACAUGUGAGUAAGUAUGAAAAAGGAUUAUGGGGGGGUUGUGAUUAACUGGAGGUAAAGCCUUGUCUUGCCCAUGAAAGGAUCCGUUUUUCUAUGCUAGAAGAGGUGUUUUAAAAAUCAGACAUGGUACUGUGACCAUUUGAUCUGGUGUGAAACAAAGUCAUGAGAGUCUGAAGGUGACGGCGUCUGAAGAUGUUUGUCCAUGAUAUCACAUCAGGUGUUCGGGAGCAGAGUGCACCAGCUGGGCGUUCAUAAAGUUGGCAUUUAGGCCCCUUCAUCCUCUAUUUUCAAAACACAUCCCAGUACUGAUGGAGCUGCUGUAUUCAUUUCAUCAUUAGAGUUUGGUAGGUUCUCUCAAAGCUUAUACAUACAGACCAAACUUAGCAAUACCACUGGUAAACAUGGGGGGCAUCACAAAACACUUGUGGAGGUCUGUGAAAGACACGACCUGUCGUUGAAUCCUUUUGUUAAAUGCAAAUCCAGAUGUGCAUGAGUAUGUGGGCAGUGAAAGUUGUAUAGUAUUAAAACCCCAGGAACUAUUUUUGUACUUAAAGAAAGAAGUAAUGACUCUUAGCCUCAGUCUCACUUCUCAGUUUUACCCCUAACCCACUUGAAGUCUUCUCCUAUGACAUGGGACGACCAUUCAAGUUCCUGAUACGUCAACGACAGCAUUUAUAGAAACAGACGAGACAACCAAACCAGACAUUUCUACAACAAGGGUUUUUUAAAAAUGCUUGGAACCAUAAUGCAUUAUUUUAAAAUCUUGCAGAUGUUUCUGAAGGCAUUCUAGGAGAUUUCCCAUAAUACUCAGUUUGGUGUGUGCCUCUAGAUAAUCUCUGUUUGAGAUUUCCCAGUAAGUCGACAUCCUACAAGUCAGUGUUCUCUUUUUUUUUUUAUUACAGCCAAAGCUUUUUUUUUUUUUUUUUUUUUUUUGAAAUGAAAAGAAAGCCGAAACCAAGAAACAAUCUGUUUUCCUUAUUACUGUUGGAAAUAGAGAAACAAAACGUUAAAAAAAAAAAACACGCUCUUGGCUCUUUCAGGCAGUUCAUAAUAAAAUGAUAAUCAAAAAUGUUUUCUUUGUUUCCAUGAAGAUUUGAAUAAAUCAAAAACUAUUUGUUUUUCAUCAUAUUGCUUUUAUGCUCAGCUAAGAAAAACAAAUCAAGAAAGAGAUCAAAGAACAGAGCACUGGUGAUGUCACACUCUUUUAUUCAAAGCAGCGGCUUUGAAGUUACACGUAAAGAAGCUAAAAUAAGGUUACAUCACCAGUGCUCUGUUCUUUGAUCUUUCUUUUUUUUUUUUUUUUUUUUGAAUCAAAACACAAAAUCGACAUGAUGAAAACAUAACAGUCUUUGCUCCCCUAAUCAUAAACAGUUAUAACACUCAAUAGUGCUGAUCCACUUUCUCAGUGAUUCUGGUUCUGGAAGUAAAAUCGCCAUUCAAAUCUUCGUAAAAAACUUAUUACAAUGCUUUCAAUGCAUGAACCAAGCUAACCAGCUCCCUGAGUGCUCAUGACUAUUUAACACUGGAUUGGGUGAAAAACAAAGCAUUUCGAAAAUAGUACAACACUGCAAACAUACGGUAUUUCUUUACAAAGAGUACGGAACUACAUAUCCCACAAUCCAUUGCAAUUCAUUCUAUUUGUUGUUUACGGUAGCUUCUCAAGCUUUCAAACCAUGUAUGUACCGCUUUUCAGCACUUAUCUUCAUUUUAGUAAAUAUGUAUGAAGUUAUAAUGUAUGAUGCCAAAGUUUGAGUAUUUAUUGCUUCUUGCUGCGGGGGCAUUCUUUGUCGUCAUCAACAGUCGACAGUAGGGUUGUAACGAUAUCAAAAUGUCACGGUGCGAUAACACCUCAGUAACAAUCCAUGGUACAGUAUUUACAUUGACAGCCUUCGUUCAUGGACUCAAACAUUUCCAUGGUAAUCAGAGACCCCACCAAUCAGAGAUAUCACAGUAACACUCAAGCAUUGUGGGUAUUGUAGUAGUUUUGGCCAAGAUUGCAAAUAAGCUAUAUCUUUCUUUAAACAAGUUCGAUAUCUUGCAAACUUUUGUCUUCUACAGUAGCAUAUACCAUCGUUUCACCUUCAGGUAGUUCCUGGUCAGUCUAGCUUGGAUGAUCCUGAUUAUAAAGGCUAAUAAUCAAAUCCACUAUAGAGAAAAUGAAUGGGGUUUUCACUUUCUGAAUCUAUUGGGAAACAGCUUGUCUCAUGAUUUUUGACUCUGACUUCUAUCCCUAGAUGUGAACACACACUUCAAAGGGAUAGUGGGAGGGGCUUAGGGUGAUUUGGCCUUAUGCCUAAAUGCAUAGGUUGCUCCUAUGUGAUUGGCUGAUUAGAUAUUCGUUGAACAGUUGUCCCUAAUGCUGGUGAUCAAUCUUCUAAAUGUGACAAAAAUAAAGCUAAAUAUCCAAAAAUGGAUUUGUGGGAUGGGCAGGAGUUGUGUUUAGAUUGAGCCUAAAUCCUUAAAUGUCUGGUUUAGCCAUGACUGACUUCUCAGCUGUAAUUUACACUGAAUCUAACUGGGAACGGUUGUAGCCCAAGCAUGGCAUAGACAGCUCCAUGAUCCUGGGAGGAUUCAUCUUGUUUAUUCAAACAGCUCAUCUGAUAAAAAGGAGCCUUUUGAUUGGCUCACUGUCCGAUUUAUUGUUAUAACAUUAAACCCAGCUGACCAGCUACUGCACUCGGCUCCUGAUGAUGGUACGAUGAAUCCAACAUGAUGUGAGCACCUGAACCAUCACCUUCCAGUCUCCAGCGAUCUCUUCAUGCUGUCAGGGACAGUCGCUCUGUUCUGCUGCUCACGUCGCUUAUCUCUGAUUGUCUCCAUUGUGAGGGACAGUCUCAUCGAAGCUCCACAGGUCCUUCAUUUCUAACUGGAUUUUGUUGAAGAGACUGGAUGUUACCAGAGGAAGGAGCCAUCACUCAGUACGUUUACAUGACCAGUAAAGUCGAGAGACAAUUACAACUCCAUGAGGACAUUUAACUGGACUACUGUCUUUGUUCCAGUAAACAUGACCAGUAAAGUUGAGCUAUGGUUCCAGCUUUAUUAGGACCUUUAAGUGGAUAAGAUAAGACAUCCCUUUAUUAGUCCCACAAGGGGGAAUUCCAUUUUACAGCAGCAUAAAGUAUUGUGGACAAAGCACGCCAUUGGCGACAAUAACACAAUAGAAAUGGAGGACAAAUAAGUAGUGUUACAAGAGCAUUAAUAAAUACAAAAAUGUGUAAUAUAAAACUUCAACUUAUAAAUUAUAAAUAGUAUUUACAAACUGUUAUGUACAGGUAGGAUGUAUUACAGAUUGGGUGUGGUGGAGAUGUCUUUGACCAGUAAAGUUGAGCCAUGGUUCCAGCUUCAUUAGGGCCUUUUACUGGACUACUGUCUUUGUCCCAGUAUAGGUGACCAGUAAAGUUGAGCCAUGGUUCCAGCUUCAUUAGGGCCUUUUACUGGACUACUGUCUUUGUCCCAGUAUAGGUGACCAGUAAAGUUGAGCCAUGGUUCCAGCUUCAUUAGGGCCUUUUACUGGAGUACUGUCUUUGUCCCAGUAUAGGUGACCAGUAAAGUUGAGCCAUGGUUCCAGCUUCAUUAGGGCCUUUUACUGGAGUACUGUCUUUGUCCCAGUAUAGGUGACCAGUAAAGUUGAGCCAUGGUUCCAGCUUCAUUAGGACUAUGCUUUACUUUUAGUACCAGUGAGAUGCCAAACCCCAGAAGACUGGUUCCCAACCUGGGGUCUGAGACCCCCAUGGAGGGGCACAGGGAUUUGCCUGCUCUGUGGUUGUCAAAAUUAGAUUUGCACAUAUAAAGUGAAAUCAUGAUAAACACUUAUUUCAUACUUCAUUUAAGGGUUUUGGGAUGAUCUUAAAUCAUGAAGAAAUAAUAAACAAUUAGCCAAAGCUUACAAACUCUAGAAUCACAUAUAUGUGACCAAUGAAAAAAAAAGAAACAUCAGGGUGAAAAAAUACAGUUAUAAGCACAAACAGCUCAAAGUUUGCAAACUGUUUUUUUAUAAUCUCGAUAGCAUCGUAAACUGGACAGAGAUCAGACUCAUUGCAGUCAGGAAGGGAGGGUGUAACAGAGACAGAUUAAGUCUUGUCAUUUAAAUUGUAAGAGCCAAUGUUGUCUUGCUCUUUUAGUGUUUUCACCUCUCCACUAGAAGAUUACCUUUCGUGAAAAAAGAAUGAGUGAAACCCUGUAAUACUUUCUUUGCAGAUGACGCCACACAGCAGCAGAGAACUUCCCUUUGGGGGCAACUAAUGAUUUCUGCGUAGAGAAAUGCUACCAAAAAGCCAUGUUUUAAGCUGUUCACGACUAUGCCAAGUAUUCAAAGUAGAGAAUUAACUAAAAUAUCUUAAGCUACUUUUGUGUCUCAAAGGUAGUGAAUUAUAAAUGAGAGAAUAGUUUUUAAAAAUUAGUCAGAAAAUUGUAAUGAAAAAGAAUCAAGAUCGUGAUCUGGCCAUAUAAAAUGAAGCGGGUUCAGGCUGUGCUUCAUUUUAGUUUUUUCAACUUGAGCUAAUGAUUCACACCUGACAUGCAUUUUAAUCAUGUGAUCACAUGACACCCACUCCUAAUUCACAGGUCUAUUUUAGCUGCAGGAUUUCCGGUCUCCUCUGCUCUGCACUUGCCAACUCUUCCCUGAGUCAGUACUGCGCUCUCACUUUUAACCCUCCUCCACCCCAGCAACCUCCUGUAGGCUCCCACGGGGGUUUAAGAUGUCAUGUCAUCACUCCUCAAAUUCUGCAGGUAAAAUAUUCCUGAGGAGAGAUUUAAGUCAAAGCUGGACACCUGACAUGUUAUGUUACAAUGAUAAAUGCUUGAACAAUGUUAGUUUACGGACUGAAAUUAUUUUUUUUUCUAUAUCUCCCACCCCGAAUUUAAAGGUCUUUUAGUAAUAAAAGAAAGGGAGAAUGCUUUGCAAACUAAAAGGUGAAACAGGAGUUUUUUUUCCAGUCCCACUAAACUAUUCUUACUCUUUCACAGUUCCAGGUCAGAAUUUUAAAACAUUUCCCACUCAUCCAUUCUAAGUAAAGAGGUUGGGAACUAUUUCAAGGCAGACCUCAACACUAAGCAUUUAUCCAAAGCCGGAUGUUUAGACUGAGCAUGCUCCAUACAUCUAUUGUAGUUUGGGUCUGAAUGAACUGCAUACACGUAAGGGUAAAUGGAGCUCUAACCAUAUUAUACAGAUGUGUGACAUGUUAACAUGUAUUUCAGAGUCCAGCUGUAGUCACACUGACACAAUAACUCGACUUUCUCUGACUGCAUGUAAACGUACUGACUGAUUCAAUCUGAGUGAUCCGGUUCUGGCUCUAGACAACACUCAAACAUACAUAGAAAUAUACAUAUGAACAUACACAUCAUAUUGAUUUUUGCUGAAUAAGCUUCUGUAAAUACAAAUGUAUCACUCUCCAAAUAUUACAGCAUAACUGUGGAUAGCUAUCUGAAAUAAUUAGAAACCUUGGUACGGUACAGAAACAGUGUUAUAACGAUAACUGUGAAAUCGAAGUGCAGAGCCUGACAGAGGUGGUGUGUGCGUGUGCAUGUGUGAAGUGUUUGUAUGUGGGAGGCAUGAUGAGGCGUGUGUAUGGACAGGCCUGAGGGGGGCGGGGCUGUAGAUUACUGUGUCAUGUCUGUCUGAGCUCAGACGCGCUUUAAAUGUUCCACAGAUGUUACCUUAAGUGUUUUCUAUACAGUGUUUGCAAAGAUCAACAAACGAUUGCAUAUAAAGUAUUUACCAAGAGCUGCGUGUCAUCGUGGAGUCUGUCUGUCUUUGACGGUUUCUUCAUUUUAUUCUUAUUUAUUCAAUCAUAUCCUAAUCAUAUUCUAUUUUUAUUUUUUAUUUAGCCUUUAUUUAACCAUGAAAAAAACCUUGUUGUAAUUAAACAUUUCUUUUUAGAUUGUCCCGGCCAAGACGGGCAGCAGCACAGUUUAAAAAGUUACAAAGAGCAGUUAUACACAGCAGACAGUUCUAGAUCACACACGGACAAAAUAGUUGGUGCCCUGUUGAAGAGAGAAGACCCCACAGUGGUCACUGAAAUAACUGGACAAAAUAAAUGGCACCCUUAACUUAAUAUUUUGUUGCAGGUGUUUUGGCCCACUCCUUGGGAGCAGACUGCUCCAGGUGCCUCAGGUUUGAAGGGUGCCUGCUAUUUGGCAAAAAUGAAGAGUUACAGACCUCAACAUUCCUUGUGCCACCAACAUUCUGUCGUCUCUCUUUGGAGAUGACAUCCUUUAAAGCUUAUAGCACAUUCCAUCCUUUAAGAAUGAUGCCCUCCUUUAAAGUUUUAGGAUGUUCCAACUUUGCCUUUUGAAGGGUGUCAUUCUGUGAAUCCCAUGAAAUAUUCCUUCCUUGUCUUUGAAGAUGCUGUCAUCCUUUAAAGCUUAUAUAAAAUUCCAU